AACGCGUCCUUACUCGCAAAAAUUCUCCGUCAAAGUCGUAAAUUCAGUGCUCUGUGCAAAUAUUCGACGGCCAAAAUGCAUUGCUUUCUUCUUCUCCAACCAAACCAAACCCGAGUUGUCCUCUAUACACAAAAACCAGAGCUUUAAAUUCUAUCCAUUGCUAUUUUUGUGCCGUGGAAAUCGGAUUACCAGUCCGAAAUUCAUCGCCGAUCCUGAUUCUUCCUUUAUCACCUUCGACAUUCACAAUUUUUUCCUCGGUUCUUGCUCUCUGGUAAGAAUCCCUCGCCUCACGCUCUCACGCUACGGAUUCCUCUCAACUCUGUAACAUUCCCAUUUACGUUUUCUCGAUUGGAAUUAAUAAAGUGCCUUUCACGAAUCCUUUGGGUUCGUGGCAGGUAUUUUAGUUGAUAUUUUCUUUUGCUGCCAUUUGGUUAUUGUUUGGUACGUUAUUAGAGGUGAGGACGGUGAUGUUGUGUACAAAUAUGAUGUAAAGAUUUGGUGGUUUGUUUUUAGGGUUUUGUUUAUUUAUUAGGGCUUGUAAUUUCAAUAAAGGGAAAUCUUAGGGAUGUCUUCAGCUGGUAUAAUUGCAAUUAGGCCGGCAUGUGAGGAGUCUAUGAUUUUUUCACAACUCCCUCCGGCUGCGGACUGUCAAGAGUCGAUUUUGAUAUAUGUGGCUAUGUCGGGGUCUAAGGUUCCAAUGCAGGUCCUGGAGUCGGACUCCAUUGAGUCUGUCAAGCUCAGGAUCCAGACCUGUAAAGGGUUUGUAGUCAAGAACCAAAAAUUGGUAUGCAAGGGCAGGGAGCUGGCGAGAAGCAACUCGCUGGUUCGAGACUAUGGGGUUAUUGAUGGAAAUGUUUUGCAUUUGGUCCUGCGACUCUCUGACCUUCAGGUCAUUAAUGUGAGGACUUGUUGUGGGAAAGAGUUCACCUUUCAUGUUGAGAGGAGUCAGGAUAUUGGUUACAUUAAGCAUCAAAUAACAAAGAAUAGAAAUUUGGAGUCUAUUGAUGAUCAGGAGGUUUUCUGUAAUGGUGAGCCAGUCGAGGAUAAGAGGUUGAUUAAUGAUAUCUGUAAGGAUAACAAUGAUGCUGUGAUCCAUUUAUUUGUGCGAAAGUCAGUGAAAAUUAGGGGUAGACCUGUGGAGAAGAACUUCGAGUUGUCUAUCGUUGCCCCACAGAAGAAUGACGAGAGGGAGUAUGAUGUGGAUAUGGAAAAUAGGCAUGGCCGCCAAAAGGAAACUGAACAUAAUCUCUACGUCCCAAGGAAGUCUCCAGGUAGAGAUAUGUUAUUGGAGCCUGUAGUUGUUAACCCCAAAAUUCAAUUGGCUCGAGAGAUUAGGGAUUGGAUUGACUCAACACGAGAUGGCUUAUAUAGCAGGAAUUAUCCAAUUAGGUCUUUGGAGGGCACUGGGGGAGCAUAUUUUAUGCUGGAUGCAUCUGGGAGUAAGUAUUUAUCUGUGUUUAAGCCGAUUGAUGAGGAACCUAUGGCCAUGAAUAACCCCAGAGGGCUUCCUUUGUCAGAGGAUGGCGAAGGGUUGAAGAAGGGGACAAGAGUUGGACAGGGUGCAAUCAGGGAAUGUGCUGUCUACUUGUUGGAUCAUCCAAAGAGUGGCCGCCGCUCUUUUUCUGGUGAGCUUAGAGGCUUUGCAGGUGUUCCUCCUACAGUUCUUGUUACGUGCCUGCACAAUGGAUUUAAUCAUCCCAAAGGUGUGACUGCCAAAAUUGGGUCCUUGCAAAUGUUCAUGGAGAACGAUGGAAGUUGUGAGGACAUGGGUCCUGGUGCCUUUCCAGUUGAGGAGGUACACAAGAUUGCCGUUUUGGAUAUGAGAGUUGCAAAUGCAGAUAGGCAUGCUGGGAAUAUAUUGGUCAGCAAAGGCCAAGAUGGCCAAACUGUGCUAAUACCAAUUGAUCAUGGCUACUGUUUGCCUGAUAGUUUCGAGGAUUGCACAUUUGACUGGCUCUACUGGCCACAGGCCCGCCAGCCUUUCAGCACCAACACCCUUGAGUAUAUAAAGUCACUGGAUGCUGAGGAAGACAUUGCCUUGCUCAAGUUCUAUGGAUGGGACUUACCUCUUGAGUGUGCUCGCAUACUUCGCAUUUCAACCAUGCUUUUGAAGAAAGGUGCUCAGUUGGGGCUCACCCCAUUUGCCAUAGGCAACAUCAUGUGCAGAAAAACCGUGAAGAAGGAAUCCAUGAUGGAGGAGAUUGUUCAAGAAGCUCUGGAUUCUGUGCUCCCUUGCUCGAGUGAAGCUGCACUCCUUGAACCCAUCUCUUGCAUAAUGGAUCGCCGUCUUGAGGAGAUCAUCUAAUGAUGGAGCACCGGGAAAUCCAUGCACAUAUUAACAUAUUAGUAGUUGUAAAUGUUAUUCAAUUUGGAGGUUAAUUCCCUUCUGAUUCUUUACAUUUUACUCUUGAAGUUGAAGUUUCUAACUGGAAAAUAACUUUAAGAGAGGUUUGAGUACAGCUUAAAAUGCCUGGACUUUUGUUCCACCUUUUAGUUGAUUAGUCUUCGGUCUUUCUUGUUCAGAAGCAUAAACAUCGCAACUUUUUAUUUUUAGAAUUUUUAGUUUUCUGGUCCUGACAACGAACCAGACGGGUAAAUAUUGAACUUUGUAACUUAUAAAUUAUUGGAAGAUGGUCCAUUGGGACUCUGUUCUGAUAUAACAACUUAUUGUUUUAUUUU
Molecule: messenger RNA, 2679 nt
Organism: Olea europaea var. sylvestris
Lineage: Eukaryota; Viridiplantae; Streptophyta; Magnoliopsida; Lamiales; Oleaceae
Product: phosphatidylinositol 4-kinase gamma 4-like
Exons: 2
Coding region: 566-2305 (579 amino acids)
Molecular function (GO): protein binding
Source: RefSeq, a predicted model, not a curated record